AUGGUGCCUAAGCUGACCGAUGACUUUAACACGAGGGCACUGGUUGAGCGACACAUCAUGGAAAACCACCUGCAUUCAGAAGACGCUGAACAUAGAACCAGGGAAGAUGAGCAUCAAUACGAAAAGAAGACCUCGACGUGGACUCCAAAGGCUGGCCGCGACAAAUGGCUGGACACAUAUAUACAAGCGGUCAAAGACGACAUCAUUUGCGGAUUAAAACGAAAAUUUAAAUAUAAUCUGAACAAAUCGGAAGAACAGGCAAUCAAAGAAUUACUCCACGACGACGACAUCGUUAUUCGGCCUGCCGACAAGGGGUCGGGGAUAGUGAUAAUGGACAGAGAAGACUAUGUCAAAAAGUUGAAGUGUGAAUUGUCGGACAGUGACACAUACGUCGACGUGGCGGAUGAUAAAACAAGAAUUGUGGAAAACAAAGUGAAAAAAGUGGCCGAUACUCUUUACAAGAAGGGGUCGAUCGACAGUGACCUUAAAAGGUAUCUCACCAGCAGCGGUGGAACUUCCGGUAAGCUUCAGGGCAACCCGAAGCGUCAUAAACCUAGGAUGCCUCUCCGCACUAUUGUAAACGGCCGUAAUCACCCGACAGAGAAGAUGGCGGAAAUAGUGGAGAAUGAACUGCGCGAUCAUGUGACGUCACUUCCGUCGUAUGUGAGAGACACAACCGACUUUCUAAACAAAAUAGCACAGAUACAGCAGCCGUUACCAGACGGUACCAUCAUAUUUUGUUUGGAUGUGAAGGCUCUUUAUCCCAGCGUACCAAGAGAAGAGGCCCGUGCUGCAGUAACUGAAGCUCUCAAUCGGCGAAUGCAACCGGAAGUACCAACCGACGACAUGAUCAUAAUGACGGACACUGUCCUAAAUAACAACACCAUUUCGUUCAAUGGAGACCACUACAUGCAAAAUGAAGGAACUGCCAUAGGAUCGCACUUAGGUAUGAACUUCGCGUCGACCUACAUGGGGGCCUGGGAGAAAGAAUUAUUUUCGAAAUCAAAUAAACAUCCAAUAGCUUACUUCCGGUUCGUUGAUGAUGUUUGGGGCUUGUGGACACAUGGUUUGGAGGCACUAAAGACAUUCCAUGCGUUUGCAAAUAAAAUCCAUCCACGAAUACAGCUCGAGCUCCGCUACUCCACAGAGCAGCUCGAAUUCCUAGACACUAUGACGUCAAUUCGAACAGGAAGGCUGGUUUCAGACUUAUACUCUAAACCAACAGUUAGGCACCUCUACCAGCACAAGGACUCGUCUCAUACCGAGUGUACGAAGAAGGCCAUUCCGUACGGCUUAGGUGUGAGGCUGAAACGAAUAUGUUCGGAAGAGACGGACUACAAGAAACACAGAGAUGAGAUCAAAGAACAACUACUGAAGCGAGGAUACAAUGGCCGAUUCGUUGAGACAGAACUAAAGAAAGUUGAUAGCAAGAAGCGAGAAGAUCUGCUGCGUAAAAAGGUGUCUUCAAAAAGUACUUCUAGGCAACGAGCAUUAAAUUUCGAGAAAUCGAAGUUCCUGCGACGCCGUAACGGCUCUGACAUGUGGGCAGUUUCGCCGGAACUGGGUUGUCUCUCCGCAUGCAAAACAGGGGUCUGGGGCAAAUGCUCUGGUAAACUCGGUGGAAACCCCGUAUACGGAACCGGAUGCAGCUCCAUUUCCGACACCGGAAGUAUUCCCAAAAUACCCAUUCGGACGUAA
This is a messenger RNA of Dreissena polymorpha, 1698 nucleotides long. RefSeq lists its product as uncharacterized. Lineage: Eukaryota; Metazoa; Mollusca; Bivalvia; Myida; Dreissenidae. The coding region runs from base 1 to 1698 and encodes 565 amino acids. The transcript has 3 exons. The record is from RefSeq and is a predicted model, not a curated record.